This is a messenger RNA of Oikopleura dioica, 1548 nucleotides long. The record is from the annotation of a GenBank genome assembly. Lineage: Eukaryota; Metazoa; Chordata; Appendicularia; Copelata; Oikopleuridae.
AUGGUGAAGCUGAAAAUAAUUUGCCACGGCGGAGCUUGGAGUAUCCCAGACGAUGCAAAAGAGAAAUCACUCGAAGGAAUUCAACGAGCCGCUAGAGCUGGAAUCGAAGCUCUCAAAAAAGGAGACAAGUCGGAAGACGCUGUUGUUUCAGCCGUUACAGUGAUGGAGAACGAUCCGAUUUUCAACGCUGGACAUGGCGGUUCUUUGACCAGGGAUGGGACUGUCGAGCUUGAUGCUAUGGUCAUGCGCGGGAGGGACUCUUCUAUUGGUGCUGUUGCGGCUCUCAGAAAUGUUAAAAAUGCUUGCCAAGUCGCUCGAAAAGUAAUGGAUUCUGAGCACACCCUGAUUGUUGGCCCUGGAGCCACUGAAUUCGCCAAAGAAAAGGGAUUCGAAAUCAUUGAUGAUUCAACUCUGGUCACUCCCUAUGAAAAAGCUGCGUUGGAGAAGAUUCGUCAUUACGGAACUGGAGUAGAGUCGAUUUUCAAAGCUGGUGAAGCUCAUGAUACAGUUGGCGCUGUCGGUUUUGACGGAGAAGGGUUCUCCUGUUGCACAAGUACUGGUGGCGUCACAUUUAAACGACCCGGACGAGUCGGCGACUCUCCACUCGCCGGAAGCGGUGGCUGGGCUGACGGAGGAGCUGCUUGUUCAACCACUGGCCACGGGGAAGGAAUAACCAAGGCACUUCUUGCUCAUCGCGUCGUCUGGGGCUGCGGUGCUGAUCAAAGUAGAGCUUCGGCUGCAGUCGACGAUGCACUUGAUUUUAUGAAGACGCAGAUUGGAUCACAAGGCGGUGCAAUUUGCCUGACUCGAGCUAGUUUUGGCGUCGGAUUUAAUACGAAAAGAAUGCCCUGGUGCUACAUCAGCUUUGAUACAGAAACUCGAGAAGAAGAAUGCAUCUUUGGAAUCGAACCUGCGAGUCUUGAUCAACGAGAAAUGCCUGAAAUUAUAGAGAAUUAUCGGAGAAAAGAAGGGAAUAGACAAACUAAUUGGUUUCAGAGGUCAAAACUGGUCCGUUUUCAUCUCAGAAGAUUGAGAGAGAAGAGUAUGAACAAGUCAAUGAAUCUUCCGGGCAAUAAUGUUAGUACGUCCGAAAGUCUUCAAUUCAAAGUUCUUGUGAAAAAACGAAGCCAAAAACCAAGGCGAAAAAUUUAUGUUAUAAUGACGAUUGGCUCAAUUUUAAUGACCAUUGGGUUGGUGCUUACUGUAAUGCAUUUCACUAAGGAGGAUAUUUUGGGACUAGAAGAAGCGAAAAGACUGUUCAAUUCUAUGCCUACUGAGCCGCCGAUUACAUACAAGUCGGAAUCGAUUAAUAUUUCUGAAAUUAUGGACAAUCCAGAAGAAUUGACAAAAUACACAGCACUGAAAGUUGAAGAAAGCAAAAUCGCAGCCUACCCAGCUGAACUGCCGACAAAAACGAUCAAUCCAUUGUCGCUGCCGUUCUUUAUGGCUUCGACUAUUAUUGUUUCAUUUGGAAUCGUCUUCAUUCUCGUCGGAACAACUUGGUGGAAAAUCGUCGUCGACAAAGAAAAUGCAAAGAACAAAGGCUAG